AUGGGCGAGUUUUCGAAAUCCGUUCCACGGGAGGAGGACUUGAAGUUGGAAGAGAAGAGCGAUGGCCAGACUGGUAGCAGCUUCAGCGAUUUUCCGAGCAUCUCGACGGAAGAAGAGCAGAAGCUAGACCGUGCAAUUUUAUGGAAGAGAGAUUUGGUUAUCGUGCCAAUCAUGGGAGUUUUAUACAUGGUGUUAUUUCUGGAUCGGACCAAUAUCGCAAACGCGCGUGCUCUAGGUAUCGGGAAACCUGAUGGCUUAGAAGGGGCUCUUCAUAUGCCAUCUAAUGGUUAUAAUACGGCGCUUUGGAUAUUCUAUAUUCCUUUCGUCCUAGCCGAAGUCCCGGCCAACUUGAUCCUUAACGUGAACAAGGUUCGUCCCGGCAUCUGGCUUGGUGGCCAAAUGUUCCUCCUAGGUAUCCUAGGUAUGUGCCAGGGUUUGACUCAGAGCUACGGUGGACUGCUGGCCGUUCGCUUCCUUCUAGGAAUCUUCGAAGCUUCCCUCCCAGCUGGCGCGACUUAUAUGAUAUCGAUGUAUUACACGAGACGUGAGGCAGCCGUCCGAUUUGCCUGGUUCUUUAACUUUGCUCUCGCAGGACCGUUGUUCUCGGGUCUGCUAGCGUAUGCUAUUCAGAAUAUCAAUGGUGCGGGAGGUUACCAGGGAUGGCGUUGGAUAUUUAUCAUCGAAGGCAUAGCGACGGUAUUCAUAUCCCUCUUCGUCAUCUGGCUGUGCCCCAACUUCCCCCAUCAAGCCCAAUCGUGGUUUUUGACGGCCCAGGAACGUGAUCGCCUCAUAUCCCAGCUCGAGGUUUCCCGCGGUGCCGAGACUAAGGGUUCAGCUGCCGAUAACGUUCCCAUCUGGAAGGUCCUGACGGAUUGGAGGAUACACCUCCUGACUAUGUGCUUCUUCUGUUGCGACGUAACGGCCUCGUCGAUAGCCUCCUUCGCGCCUACAAUCUUGACAGAACUUGGAUAUGUCACGACUGUUGCUCAACUCAUGACGAUGCCAGUUUGGGGCGCUGGUAUAGUUUCGACUUUCACAAUCACUUGGCUUUCGUCGCGUCUCAAUUUUCGCACACCCUUCCUUCUCUUCGCCAUUUGCCUACAGCUUGUGGGUUGGGGUAUUAUGGUAAAAUAUGUCGAAGUGGCUGGAAUACGGUAUAUGUCGCUAUUCUUCAUGUCAGCUGGUACUUUCCCGCAGAUGUCGAUUCUGAUGGGUUGGCUCAGCGCCAAUCUUCGUGGUCGCAAAUUCCUGGCCGUUGGUAUGGCUUGGAUGGUUGGCUUCGGUAACUGUGCCAAUUUCAUCAGCUCCAAUGUCUUCAUCACCACUGAGCGACCGCGAUAUCCGACAGGGUCCCACACUGGCCUUGCCUUCACGAUACUGGGCUUCAUUCUCACGUGUACUGCAUUUUCGCUUCUAUCUCUAAUGAAUAGAAGACGCGAUGCGGCUCGUGCAAAGAUGACAGAUGCUCAACGCGAGAGCUACGACGAGCUGCAUUUCAAGUUUGUGUAUUAA
Molecule: messenger RNA, 1512 nt
Organism: Annulohypoxylon maeteangense
Lineage: Eukaryota; Fungi; Ascomycota; Sordariomycetes; Xylariales; Hypoxylaceae
Product: MFS general substrate transporter
Exons: 2
Coding region: 1-1512 (503 amino acids)
Biological process (GO): transmembrane transport
Cellular component (GO): plasma membrane
Molecular function (GO): transmembrane transporter activity
Source: RefSeq, a predicted model, not a curated record